Messenger RNA from Penaeus vannamei (Pacific white shrimp), 977 nucleotides. The record is from RefSeq and is a predicted model, not a curated record. Lineage: Eukaryota; Metazoa; Arthropoda; Malacostraca; Decapoda; Penaeidae.
CUCAUGUAAACAAAGUCCAUAGUCAAGAUGGAAAGUAUUAUAUCUUUCAAGAAACAUGAUCCAGAGAAUAUUGACUAUGCAAAAGUCUAAAAAUCCAUUAAAGAAAAAGAAGAAGAGUGAGUUUCAUAGAAUAUAGAUGUUUAGAAUCCUUUGAAAGGAAGACGAGGAAGGAAAAGACAGUUGUAUAUUUUUGACGUUUGAAGAAUUGCUGAUCACUUUUUCUAAAUAUGAUGGUCGUAAUACAGUGAUUCUUUAAGGAAGGAUGGAAGGCGAACUUCCAGAAACACGAGAGGUUAUGAAUAACAGACAUGUUGGUGGCAGAAAGAUCAAACAGUGAGAUCACAGAAUUGCUGACGUCCGAUUCAUAAUCAGAGAAGAAAGUGGAGAAGGCUGUUACUUCAUUAUAUGUGUAACUGGCAUGCUACUCGAACUUCCAGUUUCAUCACUUACGCAGUUACUGAAGAACCAGGAGGCACUGAAAGAAGCAGUGAUAAUGGCAAAAAAAAAAAAAAAAUUAAAUUCAUUAGGCUGGAAGAAGAGAUAAAAAGAUCUGAAGAAGUGCUCCCAGGACCAAAGUCAAUAAGCAAGGAAAAGCAAGAAUUGGGUGAAAUCAUAUAUGAAAAACUGGUGACAAGAUAUUCGACAGAAGCCUCCAAGCUAACGGAAAUGCUGCUGCAGAUGGAAUAUAGGGAUCUGUUGCGCGUAAUGGCCGAGCCCGAACACCUCACUGAAAAGGUGGAAUUGGCUCAUGUUUUGCAAGGCGAAACCAAAGACAUAGUUCUGAUUCUCUGUAUUUUUGGAAAUGGGGUUCGAAGUUAUGAGAAAGCUAAUUUUCGAGAAGGAGAUUUUUCAUUGUUGUUUAUAUCCUAGAAUCUUAUGAAUGGACAAAUAUUUAUGACAAAUAUAGUGAGAUUGUUAAUUUUUUAUUUAUCAAGUAAUAUUUUAUGAUUUUUUUCUCUGCCAAUAAAUUUUAUAAA